CUUUACGGCACUGCCGGACAGUAUGUCUCAGGUACUGGCGGACCUGGGCUGGAAGGUGCUGGAGCGCCGAGCCCGAUCCCGGAGAUCAGCGCUAACACCUUAAUUUCACUGUGAUUGCCCCUAACCUCUACUAACCGGUCGCCCGGUCGGCUGUGACGUGGUUUCCGAUGCAUUCGAGCGCAAUGGCCGAGCUUGUUGAGAAGUUUGUGUCCCUGUCGCCCACUUACAUGAGGACAGGCUCUGUCUAUGAACCUCUGAAAAGCAUCGACCUCCCCAGGCUGGACAAUGAGACGCUGUGGGAUAAAUUGGAUCGUUACUACCGAAUCGUAAAGGUCACUGUGCUGAAUUUCCAAAGCCCGACAACCGGCCUUUUCCCCAUCAACACUGUGGGCGACUGCAAGAAUGCCAAGAUCCACGACAGCCUGUACUGCGCUGCCAGCGCCUGGGCCUUGGCUCUGGCUUACAGGCGCAUUGACGAUGACAAAGGGCGGACGCAUGAGCUGGAACAUUCUGCAAUCAAAUGCAUGAGAGGGAUACUGUACUGUUACAUGAGACAAGCUGAUAAGGUGGAGCAGUUUAAGCAAGAUCCAAGUCCACAGAAAUGUCUUCAUUCUAUUUUCCAUGUUGACACCGGUGAUGAAAUCCUGUCGUAUAAGGAGUAUAGCCAUAUCCAGAUAAAUGCGGUGUCUCUCUUCUUGCUGUAUUUGGUGGAAAUGAUAUCCUCCGGACUGCAGAUCAUUUACAAUACAGACGAGGUGUCGUUCAUCCAGAACUUGGUGUUUUGCGUUGAGAGAGCGUACCGCGUGCCAGACUUUGGGAUCUGGGAGAGAGGCAGCAAGUACAACAACGGCAGCACAGAAUUGCAUUCAAGCUCCCUCGGCUUGGCCAAGGCUGCCCUUGAAGCCAUCGAUGGAUUCAAUCUCUUCGGGAACCAGGGCUGCUCGUGGUCUGUUAUAUUUGUGGAUCUUGAUGCGCACAACCGGAACAGGCAGACUCUCUGCUCCCUGCUGCCAAGAGAGUCCCGAUCUCAUAACACGGAUGCUGCACUCUUGACAUGUAUAAGUUACCCGGCCUUUGCAGUGGAUGACGAUACUUUGUUUAAUCAAACCAUGGAUAAGAUUGUCCGUAAACUGAAAGGGAAAUACGGCUUCAAACGUUUCCUUCGGGACGGAUAUAGGACAGCUCUGGAAGAUGAGAACAGGCGAUACUACAAACCGGCUGAAAUAAAGCUCUUCGACGGGAUAGAAUGCGAAUUCCCUCUGUUUUUCAUCUACAUGAUCAUUGAUGGGGUUUUCAGAGGAAAUGCUGAACAGGUGAAAGAAUAUGAGGCUCUGUUGGACCCGGUACUUUUUCAAGCAUUUGACGGUUGUCCUGUGGUCCCAGAGUAUUACCACGUUCCAGCAGAUUUUGUGGAACCUGAGAAGCUUAACCCAAACAGCCAGAAAAGAUUCCCUAGUAACUGUGGUCGGGAUGGCAAGCUCUUCCUUUGGGGUCAAGCACUGUACAUCAUCGCCAAGUUGUUGGUGGAGGAGCUUGUAAGUCCAAAGGACAUCGAUCCCUUGCAUCGUUUUGUUCCUCGCCAGGACCAGAGAAAUAUCAGUAUGCGAUACUCUAAUCAGGGUUCCCUUGAUAACGACACAGUGAUACAUGUGGCCUUGAUUGCAGAGAGCCAGAGACUGCAGGUCUUCCUGAACACAUACGGUAUUCAGACACAGACGCCGCAGCAAGUGGAACCUAUCCAGAUCUGGCCACAGCAGGAGCUGGUAAAGGCCUAUCUCCACCUGGGUGUGAAUGAGAAGUUGGGAUUAUCUGGAAGACCUAACAGACCCAUUGGCUGCCUAGGAACAUCAAAGAUUUAUCGUAUUCUCGGGAAGACGGUGGUGUGUUACCCUAUUGUGUUUGAUCUGAGCGAUUUCUACAUGUCCCAAGAUGUCAUGUUACUGAUUGAUGACAUUCAGAACGCUCUACAGUUUAUCCGGCAGUAUUGGAAGAUGAAAGGACGUCCCUUGUUUCUGGUGCUGAUCCGUGAGGACAACAUCAGGGGGAGCCGAUUUAACCCCAUCCUGGACAUGCUUGCCUCUUUUAAGAAUGGGAAUGUGGCAGGCGUCAAGGUCCAUGUGGACAGACUGCAGACUCUUAUAUCUGGAGCCAUGGUCGAGCAGCUGGACUUUCUGAGAAUCAAUGAAACAGAAGAGAUGCCGGAGUUCAAAAGCUUUGAAGAGCUUGAAGUGCCUAAACAUUCGAAGGUGAACAGACAGUCCAGCAUACCGAGCGCUGACAUGGAAAAACAGCCAGAGAUCAGCGUCGCAGAAUGGAAACACCGGCCCACCUAUGAGAUCCUGCAGAAGCUCAGUGACUGCACCUGUUUGGCUUCCCAGGCCAUCCUACUCAGCAUCCUGAUAAAACGGGAAGGGCCGCAUUUCAUUACAAAAGAUGGUACCAUCUCAGACUUCAUGGAGCGGAUCUACAGGAAGGCCGGGACCAAUAAACUUUGGUCUGUUGUGCGCCUCGCUGCCAGUCUGUUAGGUAAAAUAGUGGACAGCCUUGCCCCAUCUAUAACUAACGCUUUAGUUCAGGGCAAGCAGGUGACUCUAGGGGUAUUUGGUCACGAGGAAGCCGUCAUCUCUAACCCGCUGUCCCCCGGGGUAAUAAAGGACAUUAUUUACAGCAAGUCCAGUCCGUACGAUGAGCGAGAGGCUGUCCUGCAGCAAGAACUGGUCAUCCAUAUUGGCUGGAUUAUCUCCAACACUCCAGAGCUGUUUAGCGGCAUGUUGAAGAUCCGUGUCGGCUGGAUCAUUCACGCCAUGAGGUACGAGCUCCAGAUCCGUAGCGGGGAUCAACUAGAGAAGGACAUCUACCAGCUGUCUCCAAGUGAAAUCAAGCAGCUGCUCCUUUGUAUUUUGAAGCCACAGCAGUCUGGAAGGUGUUGGCUGAACCGCCGGCAGAUAGACGGCUCUCUGAACAGGAAUCCGUCUGGCUUUUAUGACCGAGUGUGGCAGAUCCUGGAGAGGACACCCAGCGGGAUUAUAGUGUCCGGCAAGUUCUUGCCCCAGCAACCCACCUUGUCGGACAUGACCAUGUACGAGAUGAACUUUUCUCUGCUGGUGGAGGACAUGCUGCAGAACAUCGCUCAGCCGGAGUAUCGCCAGAUCAUCGUGGAGCUGUUAAUGAUCGUUUCAGUCAUCCUGGAGAGAAACCCGGAAUUUGAGUUUCAAGAGAAAGUCGAUUUGGACAAACUGGUGAAAGAGGCAUUUAAUGAUUUUCAGCGAGACCAGAGCCGGCUUCAGGGAGCGGAGAAACAGGACGACAUGUCUGCCUUCUACAACACCCCCCCUCUGGGCAAGCGAGGGACCUGCAGCUACCUGGCAAAAGCCGUGAUGAGCGCGCUGCUGGAAGCCGAGGUCAAGCAGAGCAAUGAAGACCCGUGCAGCAUCAGCUAAAAGUGCCAGCGGGUGCCGUAUUUACACCUCGCCCCGGUCUACGGUGUUCAGGGCUUAGUGAAGUGUGCCAGCCCGUGCUUUAUACUCAAGACAAGUGGCUGGCAGAGACCAUGCCAUGUGUCAGGAGGUGUUAUGCUGCGUUAGUAGAGAAUGUGUGUUGACAUGGCUUUAGAGAAAAGGCCGCGCAGGCUUCAGCGGGAUGUGUCGGCUCAGAGAUCUUCCCGGGGCGGGCACAUCAG
This is a messenger RNA of Nanorana parkeri, 3679 nucleotides long. It is a transcript of the gene PHKB, whose product is annotated as phosphorylase kinase regulatory subunit beta. Bases 168 to 3440 code for a protein of 1090 amino acids. The record is from RefSeq and is a predicted model, not a curated record. The transcript has 32 exons. Gene Ontology annotation, biological process: glycogen metabolic process. Gene Ontology annotation, cellular component: phosphorylase kinase complex. Gene Ontology annotation, molecular function: calmodulin binding. NCBI's taxonomy places the organism in Eukaryota, Metazoa, Chordata, Amphibia, Anura, Dicroglossidae.